Klebsormidium nitens is the source of this 2885-nucleotide messenger RNA. NCBI's taxonomy places the organism in Eukaryota, Viridiplantae, Streptophyta, Klebsormidiophyceae, Klebsormidiales, Klebsormidiaceae. The record is from the annotation of a GenBank genome assembly.
AUGAAGGCUUGCGUCUCUGAACGCUCAAAUCCCAAGGUCUUCCAUUGUAAUCCUAAGAAGUCUUUCAUCACUUUUGGAAUUGAUUGUGAUGGAAUAAGUGCUGCAGUCGCCAUGCUGCGCACCAGCUCCCUGGGCACCAUUCGCCCGGACCCCUCCCUGUGGGUGGAUCCCCCUGGCCUGCGCCGCUGGCUGGUGGCAGUCGCGGCCUUCCGCUUUGACCUCGAGCAGGGCCAGCUGCUGGAGGCAUGCUACCCCCACGGUGCCCUCAGCGCAGAGGAGGAGCUCGACAUCGGCUUCUCCUGCUUCCCCGAUUCCAUGGCCACCGCGCACAGCCGCUCCUCCGUGCACGACUGCUUCUUCUUCUUCCGCCUGCGCCGCCGCGGCACACCCCCCCAGGUGGCCCCCGCAGAGGCGCCGCGCCGUGCUAGCACUGGCGAGUUUGACCGCCACAUCAGCAGCAAGUUCACAGACGUGCAGCCGCGGUCCCCGGUUGCCAUUCCUAGCCCACGCCGGGGGGGAACAGCGGAAAAGGGGACGUGGGGCUCACCCUCGAAUCGACGACACCUGCAGAGGGGCGUCAGCGACCUGGGGACUUCUUCUCCUGCCGUGGGCGCUAUGGGGGGCAGCGGUGACCUGGGCAUGAGCCCCCGGGAGUCAUUCCUCCAAUCGAUGCCGUCUCUCGACAGCCAACGAGCUGCUGCCGCAUCACCCGGGCUGCGCCGCACCUCGUUCUCUGGGCCCCUCACCCCCACCCCUCGGCAACCCAGUGACCCUUCCAGCCCCAUCUUCUUGGCCUCACCAAUUGAGGAGCAGCCCACCCCUGGGCAGCACCGCCGCACUGCCACCUCAGACUUCCCCCGCUCCCCCAGCCUGGCAGCAAGUGGGGCGACACCAGGCAAAACGGGGGGUGCCGCCAGUGCGGGCCGGGUGCGGUAUCUCUAUGGGUUUGUGUUUAACCGGCAGCGGCAGGACGAGCGCCUGCGGCGGGGCGGGGAGCAGAAGUCUGUGGUCCUGCUGUCGGAGCGGCCGUUCACGGGCGUCUUCCGGCCGAUGGUCCAGAUUGCGGGGCCGCUCUACUUUGACACCGGGGCCAAGGCUCUUGAGCAGGUGGCAGCCAUCAUUUCCCAGUGGCCUCCCCCCCAGUUCGGGUCUCCUAUGGACCUUCCCGUCGGCUCCGCCAAGCUCAAGGCGCACCUCCCCCCUGCCAGCGCGCUCCCCCCCGGCUGCGGCUUCUCCCCCACCGACGACGCCCAGUCCAUCCCCUGCCUGGCCGGUGGCAAGCUGGUCCCCCACGGGCCGUUCCCCGAGGCCGACCUGUGGGGCCUGUUCCGCGGCGUGUUGCUGCAGCUGUGGCUCCUCUGGGAGCUCCUCCUGAUCGGGGAGCCCUUGUUGCUAAUCGCCCCCACCCCCGCACAGUGCUCGGAGGCUGCCGCUGCGCUGGUAAACUUGAUAGCCCCUCUCCCCUACUCCGUCGACUUUCGGCCGUACUUCACCAUCCACGACCCCGACUUUCCAGCGCUCACGCAGCCGGGGGCCGCACCCAAAGCGCACCUUUUAGGGGUAACCAACCUCUUUUUCCUGAAGGCCCUGCGCACCCUUCCCCACGUCAUCUCUGUCGGCACUCCUCCCCCAACGAGGGCGCAGCUAGUGACAGGGCCCUCACCAGAAACGGGCCCCGCGGCUUCGCGUGCGAGCCCAUCUCGACUACGGAACAUGUCAACGGGGCUGUCGCCUUUCCGGCGACUGCUGGGGUCGGGGGGAAAUUUGUUGCGGGCGGCGCGGCAGCGCGCGCAGGGCCCCAUCAGUCUGAUGGCGGAGCACAAGGAGUGCGUGUGGACCAACUACGUGCCCGCCACCAAGCCGGACACCGUCAUCCUCAACCGCCUGGUGGACGCGAGCGCAAGCGGCCCUCGCGCGGAGGAGUCGAUGGCGGUGGUGAACAACGACAUGCUGUGGCGCCACUUCGUGGAGCUGACCACCAACUUCCUGGCGCCCUUCGGGCCCUACCUCCGCGGAGCAACGCCCUCGCAAGGCGCAUCCCCGUUCGUGGAGCCUCCCCCGCUGCCGCAGUUCGACUCUGGCGUGUUUCUGCGCGGGCUGGCGGAGCGCGGCCCGGGCAAGUUUUUGUCGAAGCGGCUGAAGGCCAACUGGCACGACCUGUACCGCCGCUUCGUGGAGGGGCCCAACUUCCAGCCCUGGUUCCAGCGCCGCCGCGCAGCAGCGGAGCACGAACAGCACCGCGCCUGGAGGGCGGCUCGGGCCAAGGCGGACGUGCGCGCAUUCCUGGGCAGCAUGUCGGAGGUGGAGAUUGUGGACGCCUUCACCGCCGUCGAGAAGCAGCUGCUCCUGGAAGUGCACGCGCACUCCCGCUCGGGUGCGCGCGGGACGGCGCCCCCCGCUGCGGCCAAGCUGCGCGCAGACCUGCGUAUCCUAUACGACGCCCUGCCCCGCGACAUGCAGCAGCUGCUCCUCUUCACGCCGCAACGUGCCGCGCUGCUGCAGGGGGGGCGCGAGCCAGCCAAGCUGCCGGGGCGGGUCUCGCUGUCGCGCGAGGACUCGACAGCGGGUUGGAGCGACACGCACUCAAAUAGGAGCACAAGUACGGACAUAGCGGGUGCUCGAGCUUCGCCUGUGUUUUCGGAUGUGGGGAGCCCUCGCAGCUCGCGUUUGGGGUCAAUACCUCCCCUUAACUUGGAUCGAACGUGAGGUACAUAGGGUUACUUCAGAAAGUCUACUUGUGCAAACCAAACCGUCAUUCAACCGUCAUUCAUGAUUGCUAGCCGACCGUGUAUGUAAGUCCAGGUCCGUGUCCACCAGUUGUAUACUUCAACUUGAGCGGAUCUGGCGAAAGGGCGCAUGAUGCUCGCAAAAAGUUGGACUCAAGC